This is a messenger RNA of Manduca sexta (tobacco hornworm), 599 nucleotides long. It is a transcript of the gene RpLP2, whose product is annotated as 60S acidic ribosomal protein P2. NCBI's taxonomy places the organism in Eukaryota, Metazoa, Arthropoda, Insecta, Lepidoptera, Sphingidae. Gene Ontology annotation, molecular function: structural constituent of ribosome. Bases 153 to 494 code for a protein of 113 amino acids. The record is from RefSeq and is a predicted model, not a curated record. The transcript is spliced from 5 exons. Gene Ontology annotation, cellular component: cytosolic large ribosomal subunit; ribosome. Gene Ontology annotation, biological process: cytoplasmic translational elongation.
UAUAAACUACGUCAUCAGGCAUCCCUAAUGCCAUAGAGAAGAACAUCUGUCAAUGUGUCAAACGGCUUCCGCGUUCUCUUUUUCUUGACAUUUUGUUCAAGUCGAACGUUUGUUUUUGGCAUAACACGUUUCGUGUCUUAGCGACUUAAAUAAUGCGUUACGUGGCCGCGUAUCUGUUAGCCGUGUUGGGCGGUAAGGAGUCCCCAGCGGCCGCCGACCUCGAGAAGAUCCUCAGCUCUGUGGGUAUUGAGGCGGACUCUGAGAAACUGAAGAAGGUCAUCUCGGAGCUCAACGGCAAGAAUGUAGACGAGCUCGUUGAGGCUGGUCGCGAGAAGCUGUCGUCGAUGCCGGUGGGUGGCGGUGCUGCGCCCGCUGCUGCUGGAGGCGCCGCCCCGGCCGCCGCCGCCGCUGAGGAGAAGAAGGAGGAGAAGAAAGAAGAGAAGAAGGAGGACUCUGAGUCUGAUGACGACAUGGGCUUCGGUCUCUUUGAUUAAACACAUACACAUGAUAACUGAGUACGCGGCGCUGGUCGUUAUUCCAAUUACGGUGUAAGAGUAACUGCAGAUUGUUUCUAUGAAAUAUAUUUGCAACCAAUUUUA